AUGAAGGUGAUAGGAAUUAACGGUGCGGAAACUGUAAAGUCCAACAGAGUCCGUCUUCAAUUCAAGGGUGAAAAGGAUUUGGUCUGGACAACCGAAAUCUCAACACACCCGGAGAUCCCGAUCAUCUUUAGAGCACCAGUUUUUAGCUCAAAAGAUAUCAAACACCUGAAAAGGAAAAGGAUUAACCCGUACAGUAUAAUGGGGAUGAGAACAGAAAACGGAGAUCGAAUUGAUCUCAUUCUGGGAGCAAGUUUCAUCGCGAAACUGGCGCCCGAGGCGAAGAGGCAUGUGUUGCCAAGCGGUAGAAUAGUCGAAGAAACCAAGCUCGGAAUAAUAACUCAUCCGACACCAAGUAAUGAGUUUCGGCUAUCUUCCGAAAGAGGAUUGGAAGUAGAAACCAACGAGUAUUAUAAUUCAGUGGUAGUUAACACGUUGGAAGUUGUGGAGUAUCGUCAAGUCUCCGAAGCCCAGAUAUUUGAGGGGAUCUCACGACUGUUUCAGCUGGAGCACGUGGGAAUCCAACCACAAGAACUGGCAGAAAAGGGGAGAGAGAGUGACGAGACACUUCUGGAGAAGUUCAGAGAAAGCGCAACCAUGGUUGACGGCAAAAUACAAGUCGCUCUACCGUUCAACGGGAGAGAAGCGGACUUAACCGACAACUUUCCGGUGUGCAUCCUAAGACUGUCAUCACUUCUGACGGUUCUUCAAAAGGACAAAAGAACAUUGUGGGAGUAUGAUUUAGUGAUAAAAACUCAGCUCGCGGAGGGGAUAAUAGAGGUGGUCCCAGAGUCAGAGUUACACGCCGAGGGCCUCCAUUAUUACAUGCCGCACCGGCAUGUGAUGAAAGAGGAGUCGUGCACAACCAAACUGAGAAUUGUGCUAGACGCAUCGAGUAGAAUGAGAGGGAGAUUAUCAUUAAACGACUGCUUGCACGCAGGACCCUCACUUCUACUCCCAAUACUUGGAAUAUUGAUGAGAGCCAGAUGUUCGAAAUACUUGUUGAUAGCGGACAUAGCCAAGGCAUUCCAUCAAGUCCCUCUUCGACCGGAGUUCCGGAACGUGGUGAAGUUCCUGUGGGUGAAAGAUCCAGAGGGGUCCCCGAACCACGAAAAUCUCGUGGUCUACCGGUUCACAAAGCUACCCUUCGGAGCUUCAAGCUCACCGUUUAUUUUGGCGGCGACGAUUCUGCUGUAUUUGGAGAUGAACCCGCAUGAAAUAAAUGAGCGAAUCAAAAGUAACCUGUAUGUGGAUAAUGUCGUAUUGACAACCAAUGAGGAAAGCGAACUCCCGGAGCUGUACUCAGGAUCAAAAAAGGCGUUUAACAACAUGUCUAUGAACCUGAGAGAAUACAUGACCAAUAGCAAGGGGACUAUGGAAAAGGUACCAGUGGUGGACCGGGCCCAAUCAGAAGUGAACAAGUUAUUGGGUCACGUGUGGGAUAGUGUGAAUGAUACAAUCACAAUAAAAAUUCCUAAACCACCAACUGGCCACCCGACCAAAAGGCAGAUGGCAUCGUUUUUAGCGUCCAAUUACGACCCCCAGGGGUUACUCUCGCCUAUAAUCGUGCCGGUCAAGGAGGUUAUACAAAAGUUGUGGGAGAAAGAGGUGAAAUGGAAACAGAGGAUUCCAAAGCAGCUAUUGAAAGAGUGGGAGGUGAUAAAGGAAUCGUUCACUCAAACGUCAUAUACACUACCGCGACAGUUGGUGGUACAUUAUGAUUACGAGAGCGUCCAACUGCUAGUGUUCAGCGACGCCUCCGAGAGGCAUUUCGCAACGGCAGUGUACGCACACUUCAGGUACAAAGACAGAGAGCCAGUCACAAAACUGGUGAUGUCAAAAUCUAAGGUGAAACCAAAGAACGUGAGCUUGUCGAUCCCGCGAUUGGAGUUGAUGGGAAUGGAGAUAGCAUCCCACGCGUCGCUCACGGCGUACAAGGAGUUGAAAAUGGAGAAAUUGAAGGGAGUGAAGUUCUUUUCGGACUCCAUGAUUGCCCUAUAUUGGGUAUUGAAGAAAGAGAAGUUGACAAAGUUCGCUCAUAACAGAGUCGAAAAAAUCCAUCAAAACACUCUGUGGUUGAAGGGGAAGGGUUUCGAUCCAUCAUUCCAUCAUUGCCCAACAGAGUAUAACCCGGCGGAUCUGGCGUCCAGAGGAGUGGUCAUGGAGAAACUGUUCAAUAACAGCUUAUGGUUCGACGGACCUGAGUUUCUCAAGAAUCCAGAAUCCGAGUGGCCGAUACGACUUGAGGGGAAGAUCAGUUAUCCGCAGGAGUUCAGGGAGCUGAUUUUUGAAAGAGGUGGUCCUGAGUAA
Molecule: messenger RNA, 2307 nt
Organism: Caenorhabditis sp. 36 PRJEB53466
Lineage: Eukaryota; Metazoa; Nematoda; Chromadorea; Rhabditida; Rhabditidae
Source: the annotation of a GenBank genome assembly